AUGCACAGUAGCUGGCGAGUGGUGCGAGUAAGUGGAGGAGAGAAGAAGGAGGUAACAAUGUAUGCAGCUGCGAUUGACACCGAGGAGUGGAGACGCCUUGUGCUGCACUCGAUGCCUUGGGAGGACUUGAAGACACAACUAGACUUUCCAUCAGGAUGUGGAGAGUGUAAGCAGAAGGGUGUGGAUUGCUGGGCAAGGGGUAAAAUUAUACAGAACAAUUACAUCAUCAUUUCACCGCAUACGGACCCACAAGUUAGCAUUGUAGGGAUGAAGUGGGGCAUCAAUUGCCCAGAUCGGCGAACAGGUCAAGCUCCCGAUGAUGACAGUACAUGUAGGUACUUCUCCCCAAGGGCUACAACUCAAUGGAAUUUGGCCAAUCAGCAAGCAAUCUAUUGGUGGCACGAAGUGGAAAACCAAGUGGUGGUCACCGCAGCCUCUACUCCUACAGUAAUGUGCGUGGAUGGGGAGAAUUUGCUAAUUUUCCACCGCUUUUUCGCCAUCCAUCUUCGCAUAAGCUAUCUUGAGGAUAAAAUAGCUUUGCUUGAGCCAUUUUUGUUAUUUGUAGUUCACAUUUCAGCGCCUGGGGUCAUUCUCAACGAAGGAGGUGGACUUAAUGGAGUGAAGGGGUAG
Echinococcus granulosus is the source of this 630-nucleotide messenger RNA. RefSeq lists its product as hypothetical. The record is from RefSeq and is a predicted model, not a curated record. NCBI's taxonomy places the organism in Eukaryota, Metazoa, Platyhelminthes, Cestoda, Cyclophyllidea, Taeniidae. The coding region runs from base 1 to 630 and encodes 209 amino acids. The transcript is spliced from 3 exons.